CAGCUGAAGCCGGAGAGCAACCAGCGGCUCUGCUCAGUGAGUCGGGACGGGGGCACCGAGCCAGGCUCGGCAGCAUGGGCUCGAACGUGCAUCCUCGCCGGCAGCAGGGCGUCGGAGGGCCGCAUUUUGCGCAGAGGAAAGCGAAAGGAACUGUAUUUCAAGAAUCUUUCCAGACAAAAACAAAUCAUGGAGAAGAAUGGGAACAACCGAAAACUUCGGGUUUGCGUUGCUACUUGCAACCGAGCUGAUUAUUCAAAAUUAGCUCCUAUUAUGUUUGGCAUUAAGGCGGAACCACAGUUCUUUGAGCUUGAUGUCGUGGUGCUUGGCUCCCAUCUGAUUGAUGACUAUGGUAACACCUACCGUAUGAUUGAACAAGACGACUUUGACAUUCACACGCGGUUGCACACCAUAGUGAGAGGCGAGGAUGAGGCAGCCAUGGUGGAGUCAGUAGGCCUUGCGUUAGUAAAGCUACCGGAUGUCCUCAACCGUCUGAAACCUGACAUAGUGAUCGUUCAUGGGGACAGAUUUGAUGCUCUGGCACUAGCCACAUCUGCAGCCUUGAUGAAUAUUCGGAUUCUUCAUAUUGAAGGCGGGGAAGUCAGUGGGACCAUAGAUGACUCAAUCAGACAUGCCAUAACCAAACUGGCUCAUUUCCAUGUGUGUUGCACAAGAAGUGCAGAGCAGCAUUUGAUAUCCAUGUGCGAAGAUCAUGAUCGCAUCCUCUUGGCUGGCUGUCCUUCAUAUGACAAGCUUCUCUCCUCCAAAAAUAAAGACUACAUGAGUAUUAUACGUAUGUGGAUAGGUGAAGAUGUAAAACCAAGAGAUUAUAUAGUCGCUCUGCAGCACCCUGUGACCACGGAUAUUAAACAUUCCAUAAAGAUGUUUGAACUAACGUUGGAUGCACUCAUCUCCUUUAACAAAAGGACGCUAGUUCUGUUCCCAAACAUCGAUGCAGGAAGCAAAGAGAUGGUUCGGGUGAUGAGGAAGAAGGGCAUUGAGCAUCAUCCCAAUUUUCGAGCAGUAAAGCAUGUUCCGUUUGAGCAGUUCAUCCAGUUAGUGGCACAUGCUGGCUGUGUGAUUGGUAACAGCAGCUGUGGUGUUCGAGAGGUGGGAGCGUUUGGAACUCCUGUCAUCAAUCUGGGAACACGUCAAAUAGGAAGAGAAACAGGUGAAAAUGUUCUUCAUGUUCGUGAUGCUGACACACAGGACAAAAUACUACAAGCUUUGCAUCUCCAGUUUGGACAACAGUAUCCUUGCUCAAAAAUAUAUGGGGAUGGUAAUGCUGUCCCAAGAAUUCUGAAGUUCCUCAAAUCUAUUGACCUCAAAGAGCCACUGCAGAAGAAGUUCUGCUUCCCUCCUGUAAAGGAGAACAUCUCACAAGAUAUUGACCAUAUCCUAGAAACUCAGAGUGCCUUGGCUGUGGAUCUAGGUGGAACAAAUCUCCGGGUAGCGAUAGUCAGUAUGAAGGGUGAAAUAGUGAAGAAAUAUACCCAGCUCAAUCCUAAAACCUAUGAGGACAGAAUAGGAUUGAUUCUCAAGAUGUGUAUGGAGGCUGCAUCAGAAGCUGUAAAUCUGAACUGCAGAAUUUUGGGAGUGGGUAUUUCUACAGGUGGACGAGUGAAUCCCCGAGAAGGAAUUGUGCUUCAUUCCACAAAGCUCAUUCAGGAGUGGAGUUCUGUUGAUCUGAGGACCCCGAUAUCUGAUGCUCUGCACUUGCCAGUCUGGGUGGACAAUGACGGCAACUGUGCUGCUCUGGCAGAGAGGAAAUUUGGGCAUGGAAAAGGAGUGGAAAAUUUUGUAACGCUAAUCACUGGUACAGGAAUUGGAGGUGGAAUCAUUCAUCAACAUGAAUUGAUCCAUGGAAGUUCCUUUUGUGCUGCUGAACUUGGACACAUUGUGGUGUCUCUAGAAGGACCAGAGUGCCUGUGUGGGAGCCAUGGAUGUAUAGAAGCAUAUGCCUCUGGAAUAGCCUUGCAGAGAGAAGCUAAAAAACUACAUGAUGAGGAUCUGUUGUUAGUGGGCGGAAUGUCAGUGAAGACGGAAGAGACCAUUAGUGCUGUGCAUCUCAUUCAGGCAGCUAAACUUGGGAAUGCAAAGGCUGACAGCAUUCUCAGAACAGCUGGGACAGCUCUAGGCCUUGGAGUGAUGAAUAUCCUGCACACCAUGAACCCCUCUCUAGUGAUCCUUUCUGGAGUUUUAGCAGGCCAUUACGUUAACAUCGUCAAAGACGUGAUCCGUCGGCAGGCUUUGUUCUCUGCUGAGACAGUGGAUGUAGUUGUCUCAAAUCUGGCGGACCCUGCUCUGCUUGGAGCUGCUAGCCUGGUGCUAGAUUACAGUACACGCCGAAUAUACUAGGUACCUGGGGAAGUUCCAGAAAUGGACAGUCCAGCUGUAUAACUGUUCUGGGGGGCGGGGGAAAUACUGUGCCCAGAGUAUUUCCUGCUGACCAUCAGCUUUAUCUUCUGUAGUAAAGCAGACUAGUGUUUUAGGUAGUUAGUUACUACUUCAGUAUUUCCUUAUUGUAGUAAUACCUCUUUGUAUUUUUUUCUACAUUUUAGCCAAGUUCAAAUGAAGUAAUGUGCAUUUCCAUUUUUUUGUUCACCUCUGUAGUUUGGGAGCUCAGGUGUUGCUUAAGCGAUGCUAGAAAGACUUAUCCAUAAGCACAUUCCAGUGUUCUCCCGGGAUAUAUUUGGUGAGGUGUGCCAAGUUCUAGACAACACUUGGGAACCUUGGUCCUGUCUCGUAACUCUGUGAAACUAGAAAAGCCUGCAAACAAGUACUGGUUUGGUCUGACUCAGCUUUGAAUUUCCUCGCCCUCACGCACAAGUGGAUGUGCUGCAAUCCGAACCCAUAGGGCGUUAGGGUGACCAGAUGUCCCGAUUUUAGAGGGACAGUCACGAUUUUGGGGUCUUUUUCUUAUAUAGGCUCCUAUUACCCCCCAACCCCUGUCCCGAUUUUUCCUAUGGGUUAUGAUUUGCUGUCUGGUCACCCUAUAGGGCGUCAUCCCGCUGGGUGGAAACAACACAGAGGUUGCCUCUCAGGAGAUAACCCUGGCAGCCAGAGCUCCUCUCAGAGAAGGAUUCUUUUUGUUGUUAUUUAUUUGUAUUGUUGAUGCCGAGGGGUCCCAGUCAGGGAUCGGGGCCCCGUUUGUGCAAAAGGAAAGACUGUCCCUGUCCGUAUAAGCUUACACGAUGCAACAUGUGGCCAGACAAACGGGGGAGUGUGGGAGCAAGGUAGCAGAGUGUCAUCUGUGCCUCCUCAGCAAUUGCUUUUGGCAGUGACCAGCAGUGAGUUAUUUGAAUUUGACCUGUUCCACUACUGUGGAUGGAGGUUGGGGUGGAUUUCAGUUUCUCCGGGUUACUGGUCUGCCACAGCAUGAGUCUGUCCCGUGUUAGCAUGCCAGGAUUAUUCACGCCUUUCGGCUGGACUACAGCGGUGCAAUAGCCCUGGGCAGGAAGCCAUCAGCACUCAGGAAACUCCAGCUGGUACAGAACACUGCAGCCCAUCUCCUUGGAAACCCAGGCUACCCACAAGCACAUCCGCCCUGCCCUCUGCUUCCUAAACCAGCUUCCUGGUAGGGAAUACUCAAUCAUGUUCAAGGUCGUGGCCCUUAUCUUCAAGGUGCUCUGUGGCUUGAGCCCAAGGUGUCUAAAAGACGGCCUAAAGUUCUGGUAUGAAGAUCAUGAUUGACAACUGCGCUCCUCUGGCACAAUGAAGCUUUCAACCCUACAUAUCAAGCUUAUCUGAGCAGCAGACACAGCCUUCUCACGAGCCGGCCAGAGAUUGGAACAGACUCUACAAGAGCUGAGACUAUCACAAACCUCCCCACCUUCCGCUCCAAGCAGCAGAGGCAUUUCUUGGACCAUGUCUUCUCUAACAUAAACAUGCACACACACACACACACCCCGCAACCUUUUCCAGUAUAUCAGUGUGUAUGCUAGUAUAAAACUUCCAGAACAAAACACACUUCUCCGCAUCAAGGGGGGUGAGAAAACCGCCAUGUGACAGAGGUUAGUCCCCUGGCUUAAUGCACUGCUGGAAGGGGUGCAGUCAAGCCCCUAGGAGCCAGGCAUGUGACGUGAGCGCUGAACACCAGAGCAAAGAGAACAGUUGCUGCCCAGUUAAACAUUCAACACAAGAAUAUGGCACUGAGCCUUUAGACUCCAACCCAAGGCUCGGGUGCGUUGCAGAGGUGCUGAGUUCUGUUCUCUCUCUGACCACCAGUAUCUAUCCCAGAAUGACACCAGACUUGCCCAGUGAUGGGCACUGUUCUCUGUGAAGGAAACCAUCAAGAUUCUACACCUUCUUCCAGUGAGAGUGAGGUCCUUGCAGGGCCCAGUGUGGCCUCCAACCCUGGUGGGGUUCUUCUUCCCCCAUGGCCUUUUUUUUAAUAGCAAGAGGACACUUAGCAGAGGGGGGCGGUGCUGUGCAAUUCCCUUGGAGCAUCCCCUUGACAAACAGUGCUGCUGUGAACGGGGGAGAAAUGGCUGCGUGGGAGAUCCUGCCUGCUCUUCACCAAAGUCCCCUCUCAGCUGCAGCUUGAUGGGCACAGGGGGCUCAGUGUCACUCAGAGCUACAAGCGAGAGGGCUUGGCUUCCACUGAGAGCUGGGUAGCCCAGGCUGUUGCAGACCAGAACCUCCAUGAGGAACUUGUUCAGAGUAAGGUCCCUCCCAACAUGGGUGGUUUCACUGCCAUUACUCAGGCUUGCUGCAUAUCUAGCUGGGUAAGGCAUAGCUAGAGCACAUCGGAACUAAAGCCAAAGAAGGAGCCCUGGAGUUUAGUGAGUGUAUGGGACCAAACAAAGAAAAAACUGGAAGGGGAGG
Malaclemys terrapin pileata is the source of this 4824-nucleotide messenger RNA. It is a transcript of the gene GNE, whose product is annotated as glucosamine (UDP-N-acetyl)-2-epimerase/N-acetylmannosamine kinase. Lineage: Eukaryota; Metazoa; Chordata; Testudines; Emydidae. The record is from RefSeq and is a predicted model, not a curated record. Bases 187 to 2355 code for a protein of 722 amino acids. Gene Ontology annotation, biological process: UDP-N-acetylglucosamine metabolic process. Gene Ontology annotation, molecular function: hydrolase activity, hydrolyzing O-glycosyl compounds; UDP-N-acetylglucosamine 2-epimerase activity; N-acylmannosamine kinase activity. The transcript is spliced from 13 exons.